GGGGACAGAAAGAGAAAAAGAAAGACGCGGAGUGGAAGGACGGAGAGACGCGCAAAGCGACAGACCGCAUCAAAACUAUCAAUCCUCCCGGACUCGACCUCUCUCACGCGCAGCCAGGAUGGCACAGUCUGCCUUCAAAAGUUUGACGCAGAGUUUCUAGUCACAGUUGGGAUUACUUUGGACACUUGGUGAGUUUGCGUCCCGCUGUAAACACUGACGUGUGCAAUUUUUUUUUUCUUUUCUUUUUUUUUUUUUUUUUUGACUGUUUUGCUUCACUGCUUUGGACGGACGGACGGAGUGGGUUUUUCGCCGCGCCUUCCCCCCCAAGUCGGGUGGAUUUGAGAGAAAUGAGUGAGAGGAGGCGAUCUGCCGCAGCUCUGAGCUCUAGAGCCCACGCUUUUUCCGUGGAAGCCCUGAUCGGCUCCAACAAGAAGAGGAAGCUCCGGGGCUGGGAGGAGAAGGAGCUGGAGUUGUCCAUGGAGAGCCUCGCCACGGACGGAGAGGACCCGGCGCACUGUCUGGAUAUGGACCCGGACUCGGAGGCGAGUCCCGGCUCGGACGGAGAGGGUCUGGCCGAAAGGACGUCGUGCUCCUUCGGUUCACCUGACGACCUGGCCCCCGGCCCCUGCGAGCCGUCGCCCCCGGCCUCCAUGGAGGAGAUCCAGGUGGAGCUGCAGUGCGCGGAUCUGUGGAAGCGCUUCCAUGACAUCGGAACGGAGAUGAUCAUCACCAAGGCGGGCAGGAGGAUGUUUCCUGCCAUGCGAGUAAAGAUAGCAGGUCUGGACCCUCAUCAGCAGUAUUACAUCGCCAUGGACAUCGUGCCCGUGGACAACAAGAGAUACAGAUAUGUGUACCACAGCUCCAAGUGGAUGGUGGCAGGAAAUGCUGACUCCCCCGUGCCUCCGCGGGCCUACAUCCACCCGGACUCUCUGGCCUCAGGAGACACCUGGAUGAGGCAGGUGGUCAGUUUUGACAAGCUCAAACUCACCAACAACGAGCUGGAUGACCAGGGACACAUCAUCCUCCACUCCAUGCACAAGUACCAGCCUCGCGUUCACGUCAUCAGGAAGGACUUCAGCAGCGAACUGUCUCCAAACAAGGCGGUGCCCAGCGGGGAGGGAGUCAAGACCUUCAGCUUCCCUGAGACCGUCUUCACCACCGUCACCGCCUACCAGAACCAACAGAUCACCAGACUAAAGAUCGACCGCAACCCAUUUGCUAAGGGGUUCCGGGACUCUGGCAGAAACAGGACUGGCCUGGAGGCCAUCAUGGAGACCUAUGCUUUUUGGAGACCUCCCGUGAGGACCCUCACGUUUGAAGACUUCACCAAUAUGCAGAAACAGCAAGGUGGAAGUACAGGCACUUCUCCCACCACUUCCAGCACGGGAACCCCCUCCCCUUCUGGUGCGGCACACCUCCUGUCUCCCUCCUGCUCCCCGCCGACCUUCCACCUUGCCCCCAACACCUUUAAUGUGGGCUGCAGGGAAAGUCAGCUCUGCAACCUGGGCCUGUCCGAGUACCCAGCCUGCGCUCGCAGCAACAUGGCGGCUCUGCAGGGCUAUGGUGGCUUGGCAGACAGUUCCUACGGACGUCUCCAGGCUGCAGGAGGUGCUGUGGCCUCUGCUCAGCCCUCUGAAUCCUUCUUACCACAGAGGACUUCCUCCUUGAUUGCCGCUGGCAUGCAGGGCGGCGCUCACGCCUCCCUGACUGGAGGCGGCGGUGGUGGCGGCACUGGAGGCAAGAUGGAUGCCUACAGCGGUCAGCUCGGCUCCUUCCCAGCCUCGCAGCUUCAGUACGUGAUGCAGGCCGGAGGUAGCUCCAGCUCUGCCUCAUCCUCUUCAUCAGGAUCCUCCCCUUCCUCCGCCCACAUGUUCAGCGGGGGCCACCACCACGUGCAGCAGGGCUCCUACAACGCGUUCUCCCUGCACAACCCUUACAACCUGUAUGGAUACAAUUUCCCCACCUCUCCUCGCUUGGCCGCCAGCCCUGAGAAGCCCCAGGGAGGUUUGCUGUGCUCCUCAUCUCCUGCCGGGGCCUUCGCUGAGCGUCAGUACCUGUCCAAUGGAAGCAUGGACACUAUGCACAUGAUCGGCAACACCACCAGUGGCCAGCAGGGCAGCAGCUCCUGUGAUGGACGUCAGUAUGGCUCGUCCUCUCAGAUGUCCAUGCACAUGGUGUAGAAACUGGGAUAGAACCUCACAGUCCUCCAUGUUUCUAAAGUCUUCCAGCUGAAAAGCAAAUUUCUAAUCUAUGAACCCGGCUCACCGGUGUUUUUACAUGAAGUGUUAAUGUACUGAGUUACAAAACAAUCCUUUUAGAAAAGGAUAUCAUCUCAUGUUUUU
Messenger RNA from Larimichthys crocea (large yellow croaker), 2342 nucleotides. RefSeq names its product T-box transcription factor 15 (gene tbx15). The transcript is spliced from 8 exons. Gene Ontology annotation, molecular function: DNA-binding transcription factor activity, RNA polymerase II-specific; RNA polymerase II cis-regulatory region sequence-specific DNA binding. Gene Ontology annotation, cellular component: nucleus; chromatin. The record is from RefSeq and is a predicted model, not a curated record. Lineage: Eukaryota; Metazoa; Chordata; Actinopteri; Sciaenidae. The coding region runs from base 348 to 2180 and encodes 610 amino acids. Gene Ontology annotation, biological process: cell fate specification; regulation of transcription by RNA polymerase II; positive regulation of DNA-templated transcription.